Messenger RNA from Sitophilus oryzae (rice weevil), 2276 nucleotides. It is a transcript of the gene Gstcd, whose product is annotated as glutathione S-transferase C-terminal domain-containing protein homolog. The transcript has 2 exons. The coding region runs from base 533 to 2206 and encodes 557 amino acids. The record is from RefSeq and is a predicted model, not a curated record. Lineage: Eukaryota; Metazoa; Arthropoda; Insecta; Coleoptera; Curculionidae.
ACCCAGAGUUGUCAUCUGUCACCCAAAGAGGUUAUAAAAUAUGAAAGUAAAAUAAUCUAAAAUAAUCUAAGAAAAUAAUAAUUAAGCAGUAAAGUUAUAUAAAUAAUUUUCUCUAUAGAAGAUUAACGAUUGUCGUUUUAAUUGUUGAAUCACACUGGACAGACAAUAAUCGAGCUACAUCACGAAGGAAUAAUUUUAUAGUGGAGCAAAAUUCAACGUGUUUUGAAAAAGAACCAUUUGAAGUCAUAAAAGAUUGCGAACCAUGCACACCAUUCGAACUUAGAAGUAAAAGUAUUGGAGUUUGUAUACACACUCACUAUAAGGAGGUACUAAAAUGUGCCAACGGUGAAAUUGUAACCAGGAGUUGUGAUAGAGCAGCUUAUUAUGAUGAACAGGAAUUUUGGAGAUUUGAGGGCUUCAUGCUGGCAAUGAGUAUUUUAUCAACGCUCUGUGUAGUCGCCAGGAAGAAGGUUUUAAAUAAGCGUAUGCUACAGAGGGUCCAAAGGCAACUAGCAAAUUGUGUAUAGUAAAAAUGGCAUUGUUAUUAAUUGAUGUGUGGUGUGAAGAAGGUGAAUAUUUUGUUGAUAUAAAGACUUUUGUUAUUCUGUAUAUAUUGAUGUUAGCAGAUAGAUCCCAAAUAACACUCAGAGUGAGAAUAAUAUCAAACAAAUCUCAAGACACCUUAAUCAAUGUUGAUUUAACUGACUUUUGUCAUGAUGUUUCUGAUGUAUCCGAAUAUUCAACUUUUUGCAAGUGGCCAAUACUUUUAAUAGAUAAUUAUGUAAUAUCUGGUCUUUGCUCAGUAGCUAGACAAAUAUGUAAACUUAGUGUAAAAGAUAGUGUAAGAAAUCUUUUAGGAUUUAGAGAAGCUUGUUUAGUGGCAUGCGCUGAAAGUUCUGUUUGGACCAAAUUUUGUGAAAUUGAUAUAAUACAAAGUAUUGAAGAUCUUAUUUCUCAUAAACUUAAUAAAGAUGAUUAUAUUAUGUUGCCAGAAACUAUUGUAAAAUAUGAAAACCAUUUAUCACAACCUGUGAGGAUCCAUAAUAUUUAUAAAAUUGCUAGAAAUAAUAUUAAUGACCAGAGUUUAAAAAGUUCAACGCCUCGAGAGAAUCUUUCUGUGCAGCAUGAUUAUGCUGAAGGACCAUAUAUGUCACUGGCAGAUGUAAUUUUAUACCCUUGUUAUACUAUAUUUUUUCAAUACUUGCCUGAAAAAUGUAUUCCUGAAAUACCUCUCACAAGACAGUGGUUUGAUAGACUACAAUCUUUGGACAUACCUCAGACAAAUAUAAAGAACUUACAAACUGCUUGUAAUGUAAAUAAAGUUGUAAUACCAUAUGUUAAAAACGUGAGUCUUUAUAAUGCAGAUCCAAAUAGAACUGUGGCAGUUAAACAUACCAAACAAUAUAAAGUUGAGAAUGCAUUAGAUGCUGCAAAGCAUUAUGAAGAUAUUAAAAAUGACACUUUUCCUUUUGGAUUUGAACAGAUUUUUGAUUGGGACAAGAUACCCAUUGAAGUUAAUCCAAAAGGGGGAUCAUUACCUGAAAAACGUUCAGAUAGAAAAUGUCAACAGUUGGAGAACCUUGUUAAGGCAGUUUUACAACUGGUAGGCAAUAAGAAUUAUAAAAUAGUAGACUUUUGCAGUGGUAGUGGACAUUUAGGUCUACUAGUAGCUCAUUUAUUUCCAAAGUGUACAGUAGUUCUCGUAGAAAACAAAGAAAAGUCACUUUCGAGAGCUAGAGAAACUAUCAAGAAAUUAAAACUCAAUAAUGUAGUCGUGGUUCAAUCUAACUUGGACUAUUUUAUUGGAAGUUUCAACUUGGGUAUUGCUCUUCAUGCCUGUGGAGUAGCCAGUGAUUUAGUGAUGCAGAUGUGCAUUAAAAAUAAAGCAGAUUUUAUAUGUUGCCCAUGCUGUUAUGGUGGUAUUAAAAAUUGUCACGAAGUUUCUUAUCCGAGGAGUGAGGAGUUCCACAAAAUAUUUAGUUCAAAUCUUGAUCAGUACUUUCAUCUAGCACACGCUGCUGACCAGACGCAUGAAGUAGAAAACUUGAAAACGAAACAAGGUUAUUAUUGUAUGGAUAUAGUAGAUACCGAUAGAAGGUUGUACGCGGAGAAGUGUGGAUAUGAAGUAUUUCUAGGAAAAUUACAACCUGUUACGUGUACUAAUAAAAAUAAUUUGUUAGUUGGAAUUUAUAGAAAAGAGAAGUAAUUUUUUAUAUAUUUAUAAAAUGUUCUUGACAAUUGGAUGAAUAAAAUAAAAUAUACUAUAAUAUGUUUAA